AUGUCGCCCGCGCACGCGAUCGCCACGCCGAACCCAUCGCUCAUGUUCGCGAUCGCGAGCGACGACCCGGAAGCGGUCAAGCGCGUGCUCGAGAGCGGCGAGGCGGGGCCGAACGACCGGCUGGGCCCGCAGAGCGCGCUCGCGUUCGCGCUGACGAACGAGAAGCUGGCGAACAAGGCGGCGAUCGUGAAGGCGCUGCUGGCGUACGGCGCGAACCCGGCGAGCUUGAGCAAGGCGGAUAUGAAUCCGCCGAGGAGCGCAAGUCAUGGGAGUGCGAGGAGCACGUUGGGCGAGCUGCCGUUUUCGACUACGCUCGAGGGUAUGGACCCCGCGACUCGGUACUUUGUCAGGCGCGCGAGCUCGGCGCACACGCGUCACAUCUCGCAGCUCGUCUACCGCUCAGUCUUCCGCCCGCUGAUACGGGUCCGGUACGACGUUAUCGGGCAGGACUGCGUGUUCGAGCAGCUGUUCCGUGUUCUCAGCAUGCACUCGCAGAAGCUCUCGGUCUCCCCGGUCGUCGUGAUGCUGUGCGGCCCAAGUGGACAUGGCAAGAGUUUACUUGCUCGCAAAUUCGGCUCCCUUCUUGAUGUCCCAACGCACACUGUCAACAUGACGACGCUCCAGUCCACCAACGACCUCUGGCAAUCCUAUUCGAUGAGUCCAUAUGAGGUGAGAGAGCCCUCUGCGAGCACGCUCGCGGAGUUCUUGAUGGAGAACGAAGGCAAGCGCUGUGUCGUCGUCCUGGAUGAGAUCGAAAAGACGCAGCACGAGACGUGCCUCUGGUCAUUGUUGAUGCCUUGGGAGCUUGGUCGCUGCUCCCUCGAGGCAGGCAAACGUCACAUCGACGUGCGCAACGUCGUCUGGAUCGGCACGUCCAACAUUGGCCAUGACCUCGUCUUUGAGCAUCAAGACGCGCGCGCAGACCCCGAGGCUCCGUUCUCACGGGAGGAGUACGUCGAGCUGAUGUCGCCCGUGAGAUCCCGCCUUCUCAAUGCCAUGGGGGCGUCGCUCAUGUCACGAGUGUCCGCGACGCUGCCGUUUGUCCCGUUCUCAUUGGACGAGCGGCGCGCUAUCGCUGCGGAGGCGGUGUACGCCCUCGCAGGUGAGGAUGCCGUGAAGGAGAUGACGGCGCAGGACGUGGAGGACCUGGUCGCGAAGGCGAUCCCGAGCUAUAUCCCGUCCGAAGGCGCGAGGUCGCUGUACCGCGCGGUGUCGAGCCAGCUACUAGACUCUCUCUAA
This is a messenger RNA of Coniophora puteana RWD-64-598 SS2, 1239 nucleotides long. Its product is annotated as P-loop containing nucleoside triphosphate hydrolase protein. The coding region runs from base 1 to 1239 and encodes 412 amino acids. The record is from RefSeq and is a predicted model, not a curated record. Gene Ontology annotation, biological process: cellular response to heat. NCBI's taxonomy places the organism in Eukaryota, Fungi, Basidiomycota, Agaricomycetes, Boletales, Coniophoraceae. The transcript has 9 exons. Gene Ontology annotation, molecular function: ATP binding; ATP hydrolysis activity. Gene Ontology annotation, cellular component: cytoplasm.